AUGGACGCGCUCACGAAUCUUCUCGACGCCGAAACCGCGGACGUGGUGCACGAGCUCCUGGACGACGGGUGCCGGGCGUGGUGCGACGAUCUGAGCGCGGGCGCGCGAGCGAGGGCGAUGCGAUUGGGGAAGAAUGCGAUGAAGAUUAAAAGCAAGUUACGACUGUCGAGCGACGCGGAAGCCCUGCGCGUGGCCGAGGCGUGCGAGACGUACGUCCGGGAGUGCGUGUGGCGACGCGGGCGGGCGUCGGAAUCGGGAACGAGCGAGGAGAGGGAGACGCGCGAGGUGGGUUGGCCGACGACGCACGACAAGUUGAACGCGCUCCUGCGCGCGAGAGAAACGUUGAGGGGGGAUAAGUGGCGGGACAAGGCGGAGGAGGCGUCGAGAUUCAAUGAAACCGCGUUGAUUGAUUUCGAUUGGGUCGUUCGCGCGCGCGCCGGGGGGACGCGCGAUCGCGAGUCCGCGCGCGUGCGCGUCGCGCUUCGAUGUCGAACCGCCGGCGUCGACCGGGACGUCCGGUUCGAGAUCCCUCGCGACGUCCUCGAGCGCACGACGCGAUCGCUCGCGCGCGCGCGCGACGCUCUCGGGGGAUUGGUCGGCGAUCCCGACGCGGGCGAGACCGAGGCGCCGUCGUCGAUCGAGGUCUAG
Messenger RNA from Ostreococcus tauri, 648 nucleotides. RefSeq names its product unnamed product. The transcript has a single exon. The record is from RefSeq and is a predicted model, not a curated record. The coding region runs from base 1 to 648 and encodes 215 amino acids. NCBI's taxonomy places the organism in Eukaryota, Viridiplantae, Chlorophyta, Mamiellophyceae, Mamiellales, Bathycoccaceae.